AUGUCUGGUCUACCAUCAUAUGCGUAUCCCGGAGCCGGCGAAUGGGCUCGUGAGACAAUGCAUUAUAGCCAGGCCAUUCGUGUAGGAGACAGCAUUUUUAUCUCUGGUCAGGGUGGCUGGGAUCGUACCAGCAUUUCGCUCAAGCAGGAUAUCCUAGAAGAAGUAGAUCAAGCUUUCGACAACGUCGAACACACGUUAAAGCACGCCGGAGGUAAGGGUUGGUCUCAGGUAUAUCGUGUGGUUACAUACAGCACGGAUAUUAAGGCCACACACGACCGUAUUGUCGAGAACUUCAAGCGCUGGAUGCUGAAUCAUCAACCGGUGUGGACGGAAAUCGGCGUCAAACAGCUCGGUAUGGAUACGAUGCACAUCGAAAUCGAAGUCCAGGCCUAUGACGAGGAGGGUGCUGCUGAAGCACGGAAGGCUCGCGUUUAG
Messenger RNA from Daldinia childiae, 435 nucleotides. RefSeq lists its product as uncharacterized. The coding region runs from base 1 to 435 and encodes 144 amino acids. Lineage: Eukaryota; Fungi; Ascomycota; Sordariomycetes; Xylariales; Hypoxylaceae. The record is from RefSeq and is a predicted model, not a curated record. The transcript is spliced from 2 exons.